Zootermopsis nevadensis is the source of this 3040-nucleotide messenger RNA. NCBI's taxonomy places the organism in Eukaryota, Metazoa, Arthropoda, Insecta, Blattodea, Termopsidae. The record is from RefSeq and is a predicted model, not a curated record.
CAUGCCACAUUUUAUGAAAAUUCUCGAGAUUCAGAAGAAACGGCGCGUUGUCGCCAGGGUGCACUGCCGAAACAUCAAGAACGAAUGUCCGAAGCCGAGCUGCGACGAACCAGUGCUGCACCCUGGACGCUGCUGCAAAGUAUGCUCUGGCGACUUCAACAGCCCAGAUGUGCUCCAUGACAUCCCAUCAGUGCUGACACCUGAGGAAGAAGAGAGAAACAUGAAGCAUUUUGCCACAUUGCUGACUGGCCGAACAUCCUCCGUCUUCCACAGAGAUGACGGGUUGCCAUCUGUUGGUCUGCAGCAGAUCAGCAACAGCAACUUUGUUGCUACUGGUAGAUUCACCUUCCAUCGCAAGAACCUCUUCUAUUCUUUCUACGUGUCUGAUCCCUUGUACCGCCCUCGAGCCCUGCAGUUUGCUGACUUUGAGGGCAAUAUACUCGGGGAACAGGCUUUGUUGAUUGAUGGAGUUACCAGCGUGUAUCAGAAUGUAACUGGCAAGGUGUGUGGAGUGUGGCGGAGAGUCCCAAGAGACUACCGCCGACUGCUGAGGGAAGAGAAGAUGUUUGUCUCUUUGCUGUGGGGUGCCGCAGAUCAGGAGCAGUACGUUCUCAGUGGGCAGGUGGCAAGGUAUCGCUCACUGAGCACCGAGCUGUUCACGUCACUCAUGCAGCCAGCCCCAGGGACAGAUUCACUAAUGAUGAAUGGUGCUGGCGGGACAGCUAUCGUGUCUGUGUCAUCGUCUGCUCCGUCAGUACAUGUGUCAGUAGUGUUCAAUGGCGUCUUCUCCCCCGAUGAUGUUGCUGAUGUUCCGCUAGUCGUGCGGCUUGAAUCGCUUGAAAAGCAGCAAGUAGUACUCCAAGAGGAGGUGAAGGUGGAAAAGCCAGCGCAUGAACUGAACGUUGUAGAAGUUCAAACUGCUGUUUCAAGUGCAGAAUUGAGAUUGCUGACAAGGGGGAAGCUGGUGUUAUCCAUAGCUUCAAAGAAGAAACCAACAGAGCUGAGGUUGGAAGGCAAAGUAAUGACACGGGCCACGUGCGAAAUAUUUCAGGGUGUGUUGUCAUCAGCAGACACUGAAAACAGUAAUGGUGAAGAUGAAGAUUUUGAAAAAUUGGUGUCCGCUCAGACGUCGACAUCUGGCAUGGCAUGGAUGUACGUGAAUCGAGAUGGAUCACUAGUUUAUAGUGUACAGCUGGAUGAACUCAGCCAUCAUGAUUCGCCAAUGCUCGUUCUGGUAUCAGGUCAUCGCAAUGGUGGAAGACGUUCUAUGGUGGAACUUGAGGAUCUUACUCCGAGUCUGAGCUCUGGCUGGGCAAAUGGUACAUUAGACAGGCUUAGUGCACGUGAACUUGAGCAGUUAUAUGCUGGUGAACUGGCUCUAAAUGUUGCAACGAGGAUGGAACCGAGCCUUGUGAGCGGGAGACUGGUACCGAGGCCAGUGGCCGAUGCCAGAGAUUCCCACUCACCGAUACUGCUCAAGAGACUAGAUGAAACGGCACCGGCUACAUUAGUUGGAAUGGCCUGGCUUGCAAUUGAUUCAGAGUGCAGCUUACAUUUUGAGGUAGUGCUCUCGGGCCUGACCACAGAAGAUCAAAACCUUGAGCUCUGCUUGAAAACAUUACCAUUUGUAAUACCUGGAGCCCCAGUCUUCAGGAGAGUUUUGGAGGAGUUCAGAGGAAAUCAUCUAGAAGGUUUUGUGAUGGGCAUAUCACAGACUGAAUUCUUGAAAAUCGACUCAGGAUUUAAUUUCUUGGAGUUGCAGGAUCAAGCUUCGGGAUCUGUUUUCUUAAGUGCAAGACUUAAUCGGAUAUCAAUUCCAUUAUCCUGCUUGCCGAAGUAUUCGGACAAUGAUGUCCCUGGCAGUACUUAUCUGCAGGCUGAUAGCAUCAUACCAGAAGCAACUAAAUGCUAUUAUGAAAUGCAAUUCUAUGAGGAGGGCUCUCAGUGGGUAUCAAAACAAGACCCCUGUAUCAUGUGUAACUGUCAUCAGAAUCUUGUAAAGUGUGAUACAGUUCCAUGUCCUCUGCUCUCAUGCAGCAGCAAGACGGCACCUGGAGAUUGUUGUCCAACGUGCACAAAUUCAAGUGCUCCGCAGGAGAGUAACACAAGCGUGACACGAGGUUGCUACCUGGCAGGACAGUUCUAUGCAGCCGGCAAGAGCUGGCAUCCCUAUUUGCCUCCCAGUGGCUUUGAACUCUGCGCAGUCUGCACUUGUGAUGCUAAUACUCUGGAAGUACACUGUCCACGAGUGCAGUGUCCUCCCCUAACCUGCAAAGAACAUGAAGCCUUCCGUCCAGAUAAGAAAGCAUGCUGUAAACAGUGUCCUGUCUUAACGGUAGGCGACACUCAGUUGGCAAUGGAUGAGCAGAACCCAAAUGGUACACUCACUCAUCGUACAGAUGAGGAUAUUCUGGCAAGUGGAGGCUGCAAGUAUCACGCUACAGGAGACAUUUUUGAAAAUGGACAUGAGUGGCACCCAAGAGUCCAUUCACACGGGGAAGUAAAAUGUGUUACAUGCAGAUGCAAGGAUGGUACAAUAAAGUGUGAACGUAAAAGAUGUCCUCGGUCAUCCUGCAUACCUGACACAAGCGCUUUUAUGUCCUCACGAAGACGAAACACUUCGCAAUUGACCGCAGCUGGUGAUGAGUGCUGCCCUCAAUGUCGACGUAAUAGGCGUCACCACCGUUCUUCAUAAAACAGCUGAGCUUGAGAGAGUGUGUGUCAGACAUUAACCACAUUGCUGCAAAACGAAGAGUCGCACUGGCGUUUGAAGAAGCCGCUUGAAUUGCUUUGCAGCGUAUUCAGAAGAUCAGCAUUGAUGGAAUGUGUAUAUUAAAACUAUCAGAAAUUCAUAUACCAGCAUAGCCAUUCUAGGCACAAAUAAUAUAUUUCAAGAAAUGUGAAUACUGUGUAACUAUAGUCUUAUGUUUAUAGCAUGAGUGUUUUACAGUGUUGUCUAUAAUUCUCCUUAAAGACUGAGUUACUUUGAAGUCAGCCAGUCAGUGAUUAGAUGAAUACAGUAAAGACGACUUUUUAUCAA